Messenger RNA from Lepus europaeus (European hare), 618 nucleotides. Its product is annotated as S-adenosylmethionine decarboxylase proenzyme-like. Gene Ontology annotation, biological process: spermidine biosynthetic process; spermine biosynthetic process. Gene Ontology annotation, molecular function: adenosylmethionine decarboxylase activity; putrescine binding. Lineage: Eukaryota; Metazoa; Chordata; Mammalia; Lagomorpha; Leporidae. The record is from RefSeq and is a predicted model, not a curated record. The transcript has 3 exons. Bases 1 to 618 code for a protein of 205 amino acids. Gene Ontology annotation, cellular component: cytosol.
AUGGAAGCUGCACAUUUUCUCAAAGGGACGAAGAAGCUGCUGGAGGUUUGGUUCUCCCCACAGCAACCCAGCACAAUUCAAGGAUCUGGGGACCUUUCUACUAUCCCAAGGUACUUGUAUUUUCUGGAUUUCCCAGAGAGUUGGGUAAUCAGCCAUCUGGAUCAAACCCUGCUGAUUCUGAUGAGUGAACUUGACCCAGCAGUCAUGGGCCAGUUCUAUGUGAAAGUUGAUAUUACUGUAAAGGAUGUCAUUUGUGAGAGUGGAAUUUGUGACCUGAUACUUGGUUCUCUCAUUGAUGCCACACUGUUCAAUCCUUGCAGGUAUUCAAUGAAUGGAAUAAAAUCAUAUAGAAUUUAUUGGACUAUUCACAUCACAGCAGAACCAGAAUUUUCUUAUGUUAGCUUUGAAACAAACUUAAGUCCGACCUGCUCUGAUGACCUGAUCAGGAAAGUUGUGCAAGCCCUGACCACCUUAUUUAUUCAUCAGAGUGUUAAAUGUUUCACAGUGCUUUCUUCACUCCAGAAGAUUGAAGAUUUUAAACACCUUGAUUGCCAGAGUGUUAUGUUCAAUUAUCACAAUUUUGUUUUUACCAGUUUUGCUAAGCAGCAGCAACAAUAG